AUGGAGGAAGAGCUGCAUCUGGAAGGCGACUCCAAAACCACAGAUGGACCGCUGGCGCCCCCAGCGGUCCACCCGACCCCCUCUGCCUGCAGACCCCCUCUGUCUGUAGACCCCCUCUGCCUGCAGACCCCCUCUGCCUGUAGGACCCCUCUGUCUGUAGGACCCCUCUGCCUGCAGGACCCCUCUGCCUGUAGGACCCCUCUGCCUGUAGACCCCCUCUGCCUGCAGACUCCCUCUGCCUGCAGACCCCCUCUGCUUGCAGGACCCCUCUGCCUACCCCCUCUGCCUGUAGACCCCCUCUGCCUGCAGGACCCCUCUGCCUGUAGACCCCCUCUGUCUGUAGACCCCCUCUGCCUGCAGGACCCCUCUGUCUGUAGACCCCCUCUGCCUGUAGACCCCCUCUGCCUGCAGACCCCUCUGUCUGUAGACCCCCUCUGCCUACCCCCUCUGUCUGUAGACCCCUCUGCCUGCAGGACCCCUCUGCCUGCAGGACCCCUCUGCCUGCAGACCCCCUCUGCCUGCAGGAACCCUCUGCCUGUAGACCCCCUCUGCCUGACCCCUCUGUCUGUAGACCCCCUCUGCCUGCAGGACCCCUCUGCCUGUAGACCCCCUCUGCCUGUAGACCCCUCUGCCUGUAGACCCCCUCUGCCUGCAGGACCCCUCUGCCUGCAGGACCCCUCUGCCUGCAGGACCCCUCUGCCUGCAGGACCCCCUCUGCCUGCAGGACCCCUCUGCCUGUAG
Messenger RNA from Poeciliopsis prolifica (blackstripe livebearer), 741 nucleotides. Its product is annotated as keratin-associated protein 10-5-like. Lineage: Eukaryota; Metazoa; Chordata; Actinopteri; Cyprinodontiformes; Poeciliidae. The record is from RefSeq and is a predicted model, not a curated record. The transcript has 5 exons. Bases 1 to 741 code for a protein of 246 amino acids.